AUGUCCUCUCAAUUGUUUAAUGAUUCCUGGGAGACUGCUCAAGAAAUUGUUCAGAAAAUGUCCGACGAGAUGAUAGUAAAUGGCAUUAUACUUUUACCAAGUAUAGUUGAACCAAACCAAUAUGAUGUAUUCUCUUGGUAUCCUUAUCAUGAUGGUGCAUUGACAUUUCUUACAUGGAAAAUUAGUAUACACAACAAUAACGAGUCUACUUCAUAUAAAUCUUAUUCAAACAAUUUACAAAAUUGCUAUGCAAUUUUUUAUGGAAUAUCUGUUAAAACUCUUCCUCGUUCUAACAUGAGCAGAUUAUUCAUAGGGUUAUUCAUAUUUCUGAGUUUCAAUAUGGACUCUGCCUAUCAAACAUAUUUUACUAGUGUAUUGACAAGUCACCAUGAGGAUUUCUUGUACAAUAACGUGAACGACAUUUUAAAAGCAAAUUUGAAAAUGAAAAUAUUAAAUAAUGAUUUUAGAUAUUUUACUGGUAUCAAAAACCAAAAAUUUUGGGACUUUAUGGAAAUUUGUAUGGAUAUAAAAGAGUGUUUAAUUGAUGUUGCUUUGAAUAAGACCUCAGUUAUAUCUACUCCUUUUCUUUUUAAAGAAUACGUAUUAAAUUCUUUGGUGUCAAAAAACAAGAGACCUCUCCUCAACUGCUUUAAAAAAAGAAUUAACAACUUUCCUGUAACUAUCGUUAUGAAAAAAGGAUUUCCCUUAUGUCACAGCAUAAAUAACGUCAUUUUGAGACUUUUAGGAGCUGGUUUGGUCAAUAAAUGGGAGAAGGACAUUCUUCGAGAAAAAGCUCGAGAAGAUAUAUUCAAGGUUGUUCAGGAUUAUGAUGAUGGCGAAUAUGAUUAUAAUAUGAAAGAAAGACCGUUUAAACUCCAUAAUUUUCUACCAAUCAACAAAUGGUAUACUAAACGAAAUGAAUUUGUUUAA
Messenger RNA from Aethina tumida (small hive beetle), 930 nucleotides. RefSeq lists its product as uncharacterized. Lineage: Eukaryota; Metazoa; Arthropoda; Insecta; Coleoptera; Nitidulidae. The record is from RefSeq and is a predicted model, not a curated record. The transcript is spliced from 3 exons. Bases 1 to 930 code for a protein of 309 amino acids.